UAUUUGGUUUAUUUCUUUCCUUUUGCAUCCAUUAGUUUGCUAUAAAAGCCAUAGUUAGUCUCCCUUAAUUAUCCUAAAAGAUUAACAGGAAACGAUAAAAAGGAGAUCACAACUUUCAACUACGUACUGUUUAUUCUUAUUUGUUAAUUAAGGGAUGGUGAAGCUGACAAUUAUUGGGAGGGUGAGUGAUGGAAUGCCCCUUGCCCAAUGUCCAAGAUUUGUGCAAGAAGAGAAUGAUGUCCUCUUAACUUACAAGCAACAAGCUGAGUUCAUUCUCAAGGAAAUUUCUUUACGAGCCUUGCCCUUUUCCAGGAUGACCAUUCUUGUAGAUCACCACUGCUUCAACUACAUAGUUGAAAAUGGGAUUUGCUUUCUGACGUUAUGCGAGUCAUCGUAUCCAAGAAAGCUGGCAUUCCAUUAUCUACAAGAUUUACAGCAGGAGUUUGAAAGAUUAGAUAGGAGCCUCACAGACAGAAUUACAAAGCCAUAUACCUUCAUCAAACUUGAUACUAUCAUUGGCAACAUUAGGAAGCAAUAUGUGGAUACAAGAACACAGGCAAAUUUAUCUAAACUAAUUGCUGAUCGUCAAAAGGAUUUAGAUAUUGGGACAGAUGAAUUAUCACUAAUAACAGAACGAAGGCGAAGAGUUGAAAUGGUCGAGAGAAUGAUGGUUGCUCAUAGAAGUACUUCUCCAAUCUGGGAGUCUAAAAGGCUUGAGAUCAUCGCGCUGAAAUGGACACCAAUUACAAUCCUUCUCGUUGUUGCUGCUGUUCUUCUAUGGACCGGCUUAAUCCUCCAAGAUGAUUUCCGAUAACUUUAUACUUCCUCCAAUGUUUGGAAAUCAAAGAAAAAUGCUUCAAAAGGUGGUGCAAUGAAGAAAUAAGCAGGAUAUCCACUGAUUGGAGACUUUGGGGGUUGGGGUGGGGAAUUAGCAAGAUUCAUUUUCUAAAUCUCAGCCUUCAUAUAUAUAUUUGAUACUUGAGAUAUGUCUUCAGGAAGUGGAAUUAAGCAACUUAAAGGUCACAAAUUGUGCAUAUUGUUAUUGGCUUA
Messenger RNA from Nicotiana attenuata, 1050 nucleotides. Its product is annotated as 25.3 kDa vesicle transport protein. Lineage: Eukaryota; Viridiplantae; Streptophyta; Magnoliopsida; Solanales; Solanaceae. The record is from RefSeq and is a predicted model, not a curated record. The coding region runs from base 155 to 814 and encodes 219 amino acids. Gene Ontology annotation, cellular component: SNARE complex; ER to Golgi transport vesicle membrane; Golgi membrane. Gene Ontology annotation, molecular function: SNAP receptor activity. The transcript is spliced from 5 exons. Gene Ontology annotation, biological process: retrograde vesicle-mediated transport, Golgi to endoplasmic reticulum; endoplasmic reticulum to Golgi vesicle-mediated transport; vesicle fusion with Golgi apparatus.